GAGGAGGCCUCGCGAGAUCCGCCCCCUUGCCCCUGACAGGCGGACGCGCUUUCCGGGCGUCAUGGGAGGGCUCUGGCGUCCGGCUUGGAGACGCGUCGUUUUUUGCGGGUGGUCUUGGAGCCACCUUGGGCGCCCAACCCGGCCUGCUGAGAGGGCAGAGCCGUGUCUCCGGCCGGGGAGGAGCGGGCCGGCGGGUACUGAGCAGGGGCUGAGGCGGCUCGGGACAUGGAGGCAACCGAGCCCGGCGGAGCAGCCGGCUCGGCGGCCGAAGAGCACGAACCCCUACACGCGCUCGCAGGAGGAGGACUGGCGGCGGCGGAACAAGACGGUCCUCACCUACGUGGCCGCGGCGGCGGUGGGCAUGCUGGGCGCGUCCUACGCCGCCGUGCCCCUUUAUCGGCUCUACUGCCAGACUACUGGACUUGGAGGAUCAGCAGUAGCAGGUCAUGGAUCAGACCAAAUUGAAAACAUGGUACCUGUUAAGGAUCGCAUCAUUAAAAUCACCUUUAAUGCAGAUGUGCAUGCAAGUCUCCAGUGGAACUUUAGACCUCAGCAAACAGAAAUAUAUGUAGUGCCAGGAGAGACAGCACUGGCGUUUUAUAAAGCUAAGAAUCCUACUGACAAACCAGUAAUCGGAAUUUCUACAUACAAUGUUGUACCAUUUGAAGCUGGACAGUACUUCAAUAAAAUACAGUGCUUCUGCUUUGAAGAACAAAGGCUUAAUCCACAAGAGGAAGUAGAUAUGCCAGUAUUUUUCUACAUUGAUCCUGAAUUUGCUGAAGAUCCAAGAAUGGUGAAUGUUGAUCUCAUCACUCUUUCUUACACUUUUUUUGAAGCAAAGGAAGGGCAUACGUUGCCAGUCCCAGGCUAUAAUUCAAAUCAGCAACUAAGUCCUGCUUCAAAUUUGUGAUUUUUAAAAAAUCAUGUACCUUGUCUUCUUAGAGAAGUAUUUAAACUAAUAUGAAGCCUUCUGUUUUAAAUGUUAUGUACGGAUGGUUCUUUUCUUCCCAACUCAUUUAUCCUACUUAAAAUGUAUGACAGUUCAAACCAUGUAUGUUAGCAGAAACUUGAUUCAGCUCCCCUUUAGGUUAUCAGCACUUCGUACUUGUAGCAAUAAAAUUUGUUAUUAUUUCUCAAA
Molecule: messenger RNA, 1138 nt
Organism: Bubalus bubalis (water buffalo)
Lineage: Eukaryota; Metazoa; Chordata; Mammalia; Artiodactyla; Bovidae
Product: cytochrome c oxidase assembly protein COX11, mitochondrial
Exons: 4
Coding region: 62-910 (282 amino acids)
Cellular component (GO): mitochondrial inner membrane
Molecular function (GO): copper ion binding
Source: RefSeq, a predicted model, not a curated record